Messenger RNA from Closterium sp. Naga37s-1, 2430 nucleotides. NCBI's taxonomy places the organism in Eukaryota, Viridiplantae, Streptophyta, Zygnematophyceae, Desmidiales, Closteriaceae. The record is from the annotation of a GenBank genome assembly.
AUGGCCGCAGACCGAUGGAGCGGGGGAGACCCGGGCGGAGGGGAGGACGCGUGGGGGCGCGGGGAGGCGGAGAGCGAGGGCGUGUGGGAGCGCGUGGUGUACCAGGCGGACGACAGGGGCGCGCUGGAGCGCCUCAUGAAGCGCAAAGGCGCGGCGGGCGGACGAAAUGUGGCGGGACCCAAGCCUUUGAUUGGUGAACCACAAGCCGCUGUUGCUGCACUUGGAGAGUCAGCAGCGAACAGCAGGGACGUGUCAGGAGUGAAAUUCGGGUGGCCGGGUUUGGUGGCACCUGAUGCGGCAGGGAUAGGAGGAGGUGACACGUGGCAAAGGGCCAAGUGGGGGCUGCGGUGGUUUGACUCGCCCACUGCUGAUGACUGGGAGGACGGCUUCCCUGAUGACCACGUGGACGCUCACGGGGCAGCCCUCGCUGGCGAUGCGCUGGAGGGGGAGGAGGCACGGGAGGCAGUGCAGGGGGCAGUGCAGAAGGGGGGGGGCGAGGGGGAGGUCGGGCAGGGGCAGUACAGCCGGCGCGUGGCGGAGGGGCUGCUGGAGCGCCUCUCCUUCAUGCCCGCCCUCCAUGCGGACCCACCGCUGCCACCAAUGCAGCCCCCACUACUGCUGCCUGCCGCAUCGCCCCUGCUUGCACCUGUGCCCUGUGAGGCAGCCGCUCAGCCUGCGCCCCCCGCCUGCCCACCUGUACCAGCCCUCCCUCCCCUUGCUGCUCCCCGCCCUCCCUCACCACCAAUUGCACCCCCGGCACCACCUGCACCUGCUGCCGUGGGUGCGUGUGCCAUGGCAGCAGCAGCACCCAUCAUCCCGCGGACCACAGGUGGCAAGUCCGCGCCCAGCCUGGCCUCCCUGCUGCCUCCGCCUCUCCCCCAUCCCGCCUCCUCUUCCCCGCCCGUCAAGGCAUCGCAGGGAGGGCGGCAGGCGGCAGGCAAGGCUUCAGCGGGGCAUGCUUGGGAGGAGGGGCAGGGGCAUUCGGAGGGGGAUGAGCGGGAGGGCAGCAGGGGAGGAGGGGCGGUGGGAGGGUUGGCGCAGCAGCUGCUGCAGCUGACAGGCGCACCUCCGCCCCUUGCGCAUGGGGGGAAGGGGAGAGGCGGGCGGUACCGUGGGAAGAAGGACAAGAUCCGCGCCACAGCACCCACGGCGCCCACCAGCUCGCAGGCAGCGCCAGCAGCGGCACCCAUGGCACCCAUGGCGCUGCAGCAGCAGCUCUCACAGCUGCACGCGUCUCAGCAGCAGCAGGGGCAUUCCAGUGAGCAGUAUGAGCAGCGGUAUGAGCAGCGGUAUGAGCACGAGGUGCAGGCUGAGGCAGCGCAACCGCCGUGUUACCAACAUCAAUCUCAGCAGCAGCAGCAGCAGCAGCAGUGGGAGCAGGAUGGUGUUGGGGGAGCUUUCGAUGAGCAGCCCAUGCCGCCCGGCGUCCCCCCGCCGCGCACCUCACUCGCCUCGCUGCUGCCACCGCUCCCCUCGCCCUCGUGUGCCCCUCCCACGCCGAGAACACGUGCCACUGCCUCCACAGGGGGCAAGCCCAGAGGACCUGGCGCAGCAAGUCUGCCCUUCAAGUCGCGCCUGGCUCACCUGGAGGCGGCACAGCGCCAGCAGCAGCAGCAGCAGCAGCGCGGGGCACAGGCAGGCAGCGGGCACGAGGGAGCCCACGGCGCACAGGCAGUUCUGCACGCACGGGCAGAUGCAGGAGAGGUGCAUGCGCCCUGGGAUGGCAUGCGCAACUUGCAUGUGACUGUAACGAGCGUGAGCUUCGAGGGCCACGUGGCAGUGUGCCUAUGCCAGCAGAACCAGCAGCGUGCCACGUCAGCUGCUCCCUUGAGUCAGCCGGGCUUCCAUGCUGGCAAUGGUAUUGCGUGGGAGGAAGGAGGGGGAAGCAGAAGGAGUCACCUGGGCGGCACUGCAGAUGCUGGGGAUGCUGGCGGUGCUGCGAGUGGUGGUGGUGCAGGUGAAGCUACUGGCUCGUGGCGUGAGCGCUGGCGUGCAGGCGAUGCGAGUGCAGGAGGCGCAGACGACGCCUCUCCUCACAAGCACGCACAACCCUUCCUUGCAGUCAUCCCCACCAGCAGCACCACUCUCAACAGCUCCGCACCGUUUGCGGCCACUGCUACUGGCGCUGCUGCAACCUUUCCUGCCCCCAGUGCUUCCCUUGUGCCUGCCAUUCAGCCCGGCACUGCCAUCACCAUCCAUCCCCCCUGGUACCACCUUCCCUUGGUGCUGCCUCCCCCAUGGGGCCACACCCACGCUGUCUUUGCCACUCACGCUACGAACACUGCUCAUGCUGCUCCUGUGGGCUGCACGCGAGGCGCCGAGGUGCCACUUGUUGAGCUGGCAGGGGGGGGAGGGGCAACAGCUGACAAGGGGAUGCAAGUGGACGUGGGAGGGGGGUUGGCAGCAGCAUGGGGAAACAUGGGCUGCUGA